GGAGCGGCAGCUGCAGCGGGAGCCGUCCGGGCUGCCGUACCCAGCCCACUAGCUCCGGCGAGGCGCGGAGCCCCCAGGAGGGCGGUUUGUCGGCCGGAGACCCUGGCACCUGUGGAGCGGCCCGGGGCCUCCGUGCGCACUAUGGGCCACCGGAGCGAAGGCGGACGAGUGGCACUGCACCGCGGCGCUGGCGGCGGGGGGAGCGCGGCCGCCUCCCCCGCACACGGCGUGGCAGCUCCCCUCCUCCUGUGAGCAGGUUCCGCUCCUCCACUCGCGGCGAUCCAGCCAGAAUAACAACAGGGCGCUCCCCCUCCCCCGCCUGUCUCCCCUCUCCGCGUUUCCUGCCCGCCGGCAGGCUCUGCUCCAGGGGGCAAGGAGGGGACAGAUCAGCAUGGCAUCUCCCGGGAGCAGCAGCCAGGAGGAGCCGCCGAGCUGGCCCUGGUGACCCCGGGGCAGCCGCAGCCGGAGCCCCUGCGCUGGAAACGGGAGAGCCGGACCGGUUUUGCUCGCUGCUGGGCUAGAGGCCGGAGAACUCCAGAGCCCCAGGACACCCGCCCCAGACGUGGAACUCUCCGUGGAUCUUGCGAGGCGUUUUCCGAGCUCGCCCCGCUGCGAAUAUCCCAGGAUCAUCGGUCGGUGCCCUUGAGCCAAGUGGGCGAAGCUCGCCAGGACAGGUGGCCGCCGUGCCCGGAACCGGCCCAUGGGGGCUCCGUGCGCGGCACAAGCGAGGCGGGGAGGCUGAGCAGGUGGAAGAGGCGGCGCUGCUUCCAGCCUCUGCCGGACAUCCGGAGCUAUGCCCUCUCCGGCGAGCCGGCGAGCCCGGGGCAGACGGGCAGUGCCCGCCCUCUCUUGCUAGCCGGGAGCAGGGAAGGGAUCGCUCUGGGCCCGUCUGCCAGUGGAUCUUUCCCGGCCAUCGGCUGAAGGCUGCUCCCUGCGCGCGGGCAGCGCUGCAGUCCCAUGGCCGUGCGGCUGGGUCCCGGCGCGGAGCUCGGUUAAUCUUGCCCCGCGCCCCGCUGCUGUGAACUGCCGGUGCGGAGAGCGGCGGGAGGCAGAGCGCGGCUGCGGCUCUCUGGCGCGUGGGACGUUAAGAUGGUGAGCUCUCCCCGGCCUAGAGCGGCUCCGCAGAGGCAAGGCCGGGCUGGGGGAGAGCAGCAUGGACAGCGCCGGGCGCCCAGGCAGCUUGUGAAGGAUGAGCUCCGGGGGCUCGCAGGACACGCAGCCCAGUGAAGACCCCGCCGGCAGCAGCAGCAGCGAGAGGGAGCGGAUCAGGUGCCGCAUGAAAAUGGUGAUCGGGCAGCUGGAGGGGAUCCUGCAGGAGCUCAAGGAGGUAGCCAAGGAGCUCCGGGAGGUAGUGAGCCAGAUUGACAAGCUGACGUCGGAUUUUGAGUUUGAUCUGGAGCCGGACGACUGGACCACAGCCACAGUGAGCAGUACAUCCAGCAGCGAGAAAGGGGGUGGCAUGUUUGACCUCAGCCAGCUGGAUUUCAUGACCUCGGACAUCCUCUCUGACAGCUGGGAGUUCUGCUCCUUCCUGGAGGUCUCCACCCCGUCUGACUCUGGGGACGGUUUGGAGCAGCAGCCAGGCCGCCAGCCAGACUACCGGCUGAUGAACGGCGGAGUGCUGACCCCUAAUGGACCCCGGGUGGAGACACCCGACUCUUCCAGUGAGGAGGCCUUCAGCUCCGGCCCCAACCUCAAAGCCCAGCAGCAGAGAACGCCGGGCAUGAGGGAGCGAGUCCGCUUCAGUGACAAGGUGCUCUACCAUGCCCUUUGUUGUGACGAUGACGAUGGGAACAGCCAAGAAGGUAUCAGCGGGGUGCCACUGCCCGAGGACCUUCCAGAAGAGCCCAUUGACGUGGGACACAAACCGCCAGCUCGGCCUGCUGCCAAUCCACCGCUGCUGCAGCGGCACUCUCCUCACCUGAGUGCCACUCAGCAACAGAAACUGAUGAGGAACAGCAGCACACAGACCGUGUCGGACAAAAGCACCCAGACAGUGCUUCCCUAUGUAUCGGCCAAGCAGAAAAUCAAAGGCAAAAACUGAG
Molecule: messenger RNA, 2045 nt
Organism: Gopherus evgoodei (Goodes thornscrub tortoise)
Lineage: Eukaryota; Metazoa; Chordata; Testudines; Testudinidae
Gene: INSYN1
Product: inhibitory synaptic factor 1
Exons: 3
Coding region: 1190-2044 (284 amino acids)
Biological process (GO): inhibitory postsynaptic potential
Cellular component (GO): postsynaptic density
Source: RefSeq, a predicted model, not a curated record